Hydra vulgaris (swiftwater hydra) is the source of this 932-nucleotide messenger RNA. NCBI's taxonomy places the organism in Eukaryota, Metazoa, Cnidaria, Hydrozoa, Anthoathecata, Hydridae. The record is from RefSeq and is a predicted model, not a curated record.
UGGCUUAAAUAUUAAUACAACUCUCAUUAGAUUAAACAUUAUACAUUAUUCACCGGGUUAUUUUACUUUGCACGUUUUCGAAUUAGAAAUUAAUCACCAUCCACGUUUUCCAAGUUAAAACUAACUACCUCGUUUUUCUUUUAUCACCUUAUAUUAUCUUAUAUAUUUCGUAUUAACUGGUUAUUCGUACAUACGCAGCAUUCACGCCGCUUUAGUGUUCGAUAUACCCAAGAUGAAAGCGUGGUUUCAAGAAAUAUUCACCAGUCUCAUUCGGAUUGAGGACACCCAAAAAACCCUAAUGGGCAUGGUGGUUGGUCUAAGCAACACCAAAUCUGCUGUUAAUGCGCCGGUGGAAGCUUUAAAAUUCAGCACAACAGCAGACGAGCUGGAUAGUCACCUGACUUAUUGGCUGGACCUAAAUGAUUGUGAACGUCAGUCCUUGAUUGCAUCUUUGUCCAAUGUCACACUUGCAUCACAAAAUCUCUCUGGCAAGCUUUCUAGUAUGUUGUUGGCCCUGGCACCCAGCUCAGUUUGGUCUUUAUAUAGCCGGGAUGGGAAAAGAGGGAAAAGGAGUAUUAGCCCAAGUAUUCUUCCUAUCAUAAUAGAUUCUCUGCAGCUAAGAUCGCAAAAACGCAUUAACGCCCAUAAGGUGGCAGAGGCGCUCGGGGAUCAAUUAAAACGAAUGCCAAUGCAUGCAAAACGCGCAGCAGUCAAGACAGAAGCCAGAUUAAUAGGCACACCUAGUCGGGCACCAAAGAAGGCUAAUAUUGCACCUGAAUCUAUUGGGAAUGAUAAUUCUGACAAUAACGCCUUUGAUGAUAUUUGCAACGAUGAUAUUUCGUUUACCAAAGACAGUGAUUAGAUGAAAAAUGUACACAGAUUAUAUUACUAUGUUAUUAAUUUUUUUCCUUAUAAUAAACUUCUGAAUUAAA